Messenger RNA from Trichophyton verrucosum HKI 0517, 4326 nucleotides. RefSeq lists its product as uncharacterized. Lineage: Eukaryota; Fungi; Ascomycota; Eurotiomycetes; Onygenales; Arthrodermataceae. The transcript is spliced from 7 exons. Gene Ontology annotation, biological process: protein phosphorylation. The record is from RefSeq and is a predicted model, not a curated record. The coding region runs from base 1 to 4326 and encodes 1441 amino acids. Gene Ontology annotation, molecular function: ATP binding; protein kinase activity.
AUGGGUUCUUCCGCUGACGAGAACGCACAAACGCGGGAUGCACCCUGGGGUGAUUUUCCAAGUCCCUUACGCGCCCGGGGUUUCACUGGAAGCAGGGAGGACAUCCAAGCUGCCAGUGCAUAUCUCUUCUGCAGCGCUGCAGCGAGACUUCAGAACCUCGAUAGGGUUGAGGAGACUGUUACCAAUCCAGCUGCUUCUGACUCUGCCUUAGCUCAGGCUCCCAGAACUCAGUACCCUGUUCCGCCACCUCUGAGAGAGCGAGACCUUAACGAAGGGAAUCCUGAAGUGACAUCUUACCUCCAGUCAGAGAGCUACGAGGAAUUUUCUGCUCAGGCCAAUCCAGUUGAUAACACUCAGUACCUCAGUUCGUUUGAAACUUAUCACUCGAACAACUCGCAUCUCACUUUUGCAUCCGGCCAAGAUCGUCACCCCGAUCCUAGUCCCAGUACUCCUUUGCCCUCUACUAGGCUCCCGGAGGAGACCACUGUUCCUCAGAACACUCCAACUUCUCAUCAUCAUCAGCCCAACCGGGUAGUGGACCCAACGCCUGUCAGGGAGACCUACCGUGCAUUCCCUCGGCCUCGCGAGCCCCAGGUACAAACUUCCUCAACCCACAAGUUUGACCCCCAUUCGCGUCCUUUUCCCCUUAGACGCGUCUGCACGACAGAAAACUACCACUAUCACGAGGCCCAGCCUGUAAAGUCUUCCAGAUAUCGGCAAUACCCACGACCUCAACGCCUCUACACCCGUGGCGAAUUUCAAGCGAGGACUAGAGAGCUUCUGAAACACGACACCACUCCAGGCGGUUUCAACGAUUUCGACCCCGAUUUCUCGAACCGCAAACCAGCAGGAACGUCGACUCUCAAACAAGUUCGCUCGUUCCCCGAUCCACGUUCUCUUACCGACCCUUUACCAAAGUCAGGUCGCGACUUCGAACCUAAUAGCAGACAGCGUUCAUCCACCGCAACCAAGAGAUCCCAACCUCAUCCACCUAAAAACAAACCAUACGAGUUCAAGACUGACUCAUUUCCUCAACCACAUCAUUUCUCAACCCUCAACCCCAAAUCUCCAUAUAACCCCUUGAACUUCAUCCCUGGUGGGGUCAACUCGUCUGGCUAUCUUUAUCUCCCAAGCCCUGCAAGCCAACCGGCUGCGCGACCCGAGCCGGAUCCAGCCCCACCAGCCGACGUUCCAGCCGAACCUCGAGCAUUCCACGCCCAGGGCGACUUUGACUUCCCUUUCAAUAAGCCUUGUUCUGCUGAGCCAGCACCUGACACUUGUCCAGCUCCUCCUCGCCCUACCUUUCGUCUUGAACUCCCUUCUGCUCAGGAGAUCAAAGAUCGGAAGCGAAAGAAAAGCGGAGCUCGGAGAUUUACUUCCUCUCUUAAGAAGUUGUUUUUCCGCAAAACCAAGUCAGAGUCGGAAAAUACCACCGCUGCUCCUGGUCAGGCCAACGCAGACUAUUCACUUGCACCACAAGCUGAAGACACUUCCAAGGGCCGUCCUUCUGCAACCCGGCUUGGGCGAUUUAGAGAAGAACUGGGUGAAGCUGAUUCUACACAGGCUGCCCAACUUGAAGAACAGCUCAAGGGCGUUGAUUCAGCGCAGGCUGAACGCUUUAAAGAACAGCUCAGAAAGCCGUUCAUUACAGUCACUGUUGAUCCACCACCUGAGAACGACAGCACACCCCCACGGGAUACGCCCAACAUGUUUUCUACAGGUCAUCUUGACCCUUCGUCGGCCGUUAUGGCCAUCACCAAGCAGAAAGCGGAGGCCAUGCGACUUGCCCGAGAGCAAGGCUUUAUUGUCCGAGAGAUGUGCCGUCGGGCAAAGACAGAUGUUCCUCCAUAUACUUUUGAAGAAUUGAUUGGAAAGGGUUCCUAUGGUCGUGUCUAUAAAGGCCACCAUGCUCUAACUAAAUCUGUGGUCGCCAUCAAGGUCAUGGAUAUUGAUAACCUUGACUACGAAACUACCAGAGACUUUAAAGAUGAAUCUAUCAAAGAUUUUAUCCAUGAAACAAAGGUCAUGUCUCAGGUAAAGGAAGCAGGCGCGAAGAACAUUAACAUCUUCAUCGAGGCAGUUUCAAUACACUCUCAACUCUGGCUUGUUAGCGAGUAUUGCCCAGGCGGAAGCAUCAAAACCCUGAUGCGUGCAACUGGUGAUAAGUUGGAGGAGAAGUUCAUUAUUCCCAUUGCUCGAGAGGUAGCUGUGGGUCUGAAGGCGAUCCAUGACGCUGGUAUCAUACACCGAGACGUCAAAGCUGGCAACAUUUUAAUCCAUGAAGAAGGCAAUAUCCAAAUCUGUGACUUUGGAGUUGCAGGAGUUCUCCAAAGCCAGCGUGACAAACGUUCGACCUGGAUUGGCACCCCCCAUUGGAUGCCACCAGAGCUGUUCCCAAACAAGCCCGGUGAUGAAGUUCAUCCUUACGGCAACGAGAUUGAUGUUUGGGCGUAUGGUUGUACUCUUUUCGAAUGCGCCACAGGCAACCCACCCAACGCUACCUUAAGAGAGAGAAUGCAGAUCGGCCGCCAACUUAACCGCUUCACACCGCGGCUCGAUGGAGAGAACUACUCAGAAGAAUUAUGUGGGAUUGUAUCUUACGCGUUAGAUGCAGAUCCAAGAAGCAGACCUGCCAUGGGAGACAUCCUAAAUCAUCCCUACAUCGCUGGUUCUGAACAGUCUCAUCCUACUGAAGGGUUGAGAGAACUGGUAAAGAUUUAUUACCAGUGGUCCCAGCGUGGAGGCCAGCGUAUCUCGCUUUUCAAUCCUGGAGGUGCGGUUGCAGCCGAAAUGCCUGGAGCUAGAGGGCCGUUAGAUGAUGAAGCCUGGAACUUCAGCACCACUGAAGGAUUUGAAAAGAGAUUCUCGAUCAUUGAUUUGGACCAGAUAUCUGCUUCACUUGCAGCCCUGGAAAACGAACAGUCUCUAGAGCCGAAUUAUACCUCCUUCGAUCAAUUUAACAUGGAACCCGAAGAAAGAGAACUCACAGCAGAGGAAAAAGUUAACUUUGAUGAGAGAGUCAAGAGAGGCGCUGCCGCUAUGGAGGGAUUAUUCGACGAAGCGAAGCCGAAGUACAAGUACGAAACCAAGAAUGACUUCGUGCCUAUUGAGCAAGCGCGCAAAUUCAAUGACUUGCCAUUGAGAACUGAUACGGAUAGAUCUUCCGUCGCCUCUACGUUUAUUGACAUUAACCUUGGAGUCUAUGACUCUUCUCAUUAUGCAUCUGCUUCAGGAUCUGCCAAUCCUCCAUUUCAGCUAGCUGAUGCCGACACGAUUCGUGCUAACCGAUCUAGCAGCCGAUCGUACCGUGCCUCGUCAAGCGCAGGUAGCGAGCCGCAUGACGAAUUCCCGCAAAACCGUGGCCCUCGUCCUCCGACAAUGGAUUGGAAGUUCCCAACUACAGCUACAAGCAUUGAAGAGUCCGAAAGCCCUAAUCUAGCUGAUGAUGAGAUUGCUCCACAUGAUGCCGAGCCUCUUGAGUCGCGAGAGGAGAAGCGAGAUACCAGAGCUUGGACAUUCCCUGUGAUGACCGCCGAAGAAGAUGGACCAGGGGACGAACCCAUUGAUGAGACAGCCCAUGUGGAAACUCCUGGUGCAUGGAGCUCUGAUAAUGAAAGCACAACUGCUCAGGCAAUGUUUCCACUCCAACAUUCACCUUCUGUUCUCAGUAGAGCCAUCGGCAAAUCCGACGCCCUCCCAAUGGCGAAAUCUCCGGAUCACCACGCGCUUGCCUCCGAAUCGCGCCCAUCUACUGCAGAGUCAAAGCAAUCCUCCGUCUCUGAUGCAGACUAUAACCCAUUCAGACUAGAUAGAGAGGGUUCAGUCAGCGGCCCUUCAACUACUACCCAAAGACGAGGUUUAGCAAAAGCCCCCCCGAUCAGAGAGCCAGGCUAUCCUUAUUUCCCUCAAGACGACGAGUAUGGUAAUAGCCUCUCUAGAUCUAAUAUAGCGAACGGCUUUGACGAGCACCAUGUUAGCAGCUUGCCAGAAAGCGAGACUCUCAGAAAUGGAAGUGUUACAGCAGCACCCCUUUCCCGCUCUGACAGUUCAUCUAUGUACUCCCAGAACGGCAAUAGCAACGGCAAUAUUAGAGGGUCACUUAAUGCUACACCGGCAGCAGAGAACAGCAGUUUAACCCAAUUCCCUGAAUUAAAACCUCCAAGCAUCGAGAGUCUGACAGAGGGCGCUAGCGAUGAGGUGGUUACUGCAGAACUCGACAGGUUGUUUGGAGAACUCAUGCACGGACUUGCUGCUACGGGUGAGGCAAUCCAGUCCACGGACUCUGCCAAAGCGGCAGAGAGUGAUGUGCGACCAGGAACACCAUGA